CUUCAUUUCUACAAUGUCUUUGGUAUGUGGAAUUCCUUUGCAGGUAAAAUCAAGAGAAAAUCCUGGGUAGACAAAAGCAUGCAAAAUAUGAAUCGGGUGGACUUAAAAAGGCAUCUGAUGGCAAAGGGACAAUCAUGUGGGAAACACUAAUACAAAGCCCAGGGUUUGGUUAGAAACAGGACAUACAAUUUUUCAACUUCAACUGCAAGACCAAAUGAACCUGUGUCAACAAGGCUACACUCAAGCUAAGUAUGGACUCACUGGUAACACCUGGAGCACAGAACCAUUGGAGGGACCAGCAACUUUGGCAGGGCUAAGCACCAGACAAGUCAUUCAGAAUUUUCUACAACCACAUUUUUGAGAGAGACAAUGGUUGCUCAUGAAAGGACUUUGGUUCAUCAAAAGGAGACUACAAAAUAUGGGAUGGGUGACAAAGAGCACCCACCAGAGUUCCCAGCAACAAUUGAUGAGGAUAACAAUAGUAGCCUCAAUGAUGGCUGAAAGGACAACAUGGAUGAAACACUAAAUGAAAUGGAAACAAAAAACAGGACAACAUCAGACUUCCCAGCAACAUCAAGAAUGAAGGUCAAGAUUGUAUUACAUGUUUACUCAAACAAGUUCAGUCCUGGGGACUCACAACUGAGCCCCUUGUACUGUACUUGUUCCAUUUUAGUAGUAACUACUACAGUAGUAGUCAAAACCCAAAUCUGCUUUUCUCCACUCCUUUAGUAUGAAAUCUAAUACUAGUAAAUCAAAUCAGUAAUUCAAAAAAUUAGACAAUCAUAUCGCUUGAUUCUUACCAAAUAUUGGUAUUAUCCCUUACUCUAUAUGGGCUUUUUGAACAGCUGUGCCACAGAUAUCAGCAUACUGUACCAUACCAGCACUGGAUUCUGUUUGAUGCAAGAAUGUACAGUAACUCUUGUUAUUGCAGAUGCUAUGGUACAGUUGUGGGUAUAGUUGUAAGAGCUAACCACAGUUGUUCCUACCUGCUCUUAGCCUGAGCUAUUGUAGCCUUGUCUUUCCUUCUUCCGUUAUUGCUCUUUGACUGGUGCCACCAGACAUUCUGGUGGGCCUCUUUAGAAGUACUAUGGCACAUUAUGUUUGUACCUUAGUAGUAGUCUACUAUUGUAUGGAUCUAAGUGGUCAGUUAUUACAACUACUACAUGAGUGUUUGCUGAAAUUGGGAUUUGACUACUAAUGUGAUUAGAUCUACAUGUAAAAUGUGUAAUAGUCUGGGGUUAAAGGAGGGUUGGCGUAUUCUGUUGACCUAGUAGUAGUAGUAGUACUAGUAGUAGUAGUACUACUACUACUACUACUACUACUACUAGUAGUAGUAGUAGUACUAGUAGUAUUACUACUAGCUACUACUAGUAGUACUACGUCACAGUACUACUACUACUACUGUUUUCCAACGGGUUUGUCUGCUGUGUAAAAGAGCAGGGAAGGGAGUGGAUCUUUCCUCUUUCACAUCAUGUCUCAUCCUACCAUGGCAGUCCUUCACCACAAUACUGUCAAGAAUGAGGCCAAGGCUCAUUGAGGUGCAGAAUAUGCAGGUGUCGCAAUUUCCGAGGAUGCUGUUUUGUCUGGUUAGCGUUUUCCGUCUGUCCGUCAUUUCCAAUACUAAGAAAACAUCAUUCACAAAAAUCGAUCACAACUGAACGCCCAACGAUCAACAGUGCAAAUCACAUCAUUAAUGUUAACGUCAAAUAUUUCACCGAACGUAGUCAACGUCAUGGGAAAGCCAUCUUCCUCCAAUAAGGCUCAACUGCAGCAAUGGUGCGAAGACAACCUUCACAAUUUGCUGGGAUUUGCAGACUCUGCGUUGGCUUCGUACCUUGUGCACAUCGCUUCCAAGGCCAAGUCGGCGAGCGAAAUCGAACGCGUUUUGCGAGAAGGUGACGUAAAGGCGAAAACAGAGGAGGCCCAGCAAUCCUUUUGCAGGGGUCUCUACCAAAAAUUUCGAGGGAGCAGCGGUGGAAGCGGUGGUGGUGGUGGUUCCAAGUCGUCUUCUUCCAUGACCAAUGCUCAAUGGGUCGACAAAGCAAAAGAUUAUUCCUUAUUGGAAGACGACGACAACACCGAGAUAGACGACAAUGGCGGGCGGCAACGAGAAGAACGAAAGAAUAAGAAGAAGUUGUCCUCCAGUACCAUGGCUUUAACUCGAGAAUCGAAACGGGAUCGACUAAAGGAAAAAAAGAAGAGGUACCGGUUGUAUGACAAAGACGACGAAGAUGACUCGAGUCUAGAAAACUACGACAUUAAACGAUCGCGCGGUGCUGUUCGGGAACAAUCCAUUGAAGAUCGUCGGCGAAAAAGGCGACGGGAGAAGGAAAAACAAGAGAGUGAAAUCAAUGAGAAGGGUUCGGAAGUUGGCACCGAAACUGAUGCCCUGAACCCAGAGGAACGGGCCAAGCUAGAGCGAGAAAAGGACAAACGGGAACGAGACGAAUUUGUCCAGCGAAUGCUGGAUCGGGACCAACAAAAAACAAAACAAAAGAUGGUCAAACAGGAAGCCGAUGACGAAAGCAAAGAGGCGCUGAGAGCGCGAAUCGAAAUAGAAGAUCGAUUGGCUCGGGGGGAGACCGUAGUGGCAGAUGACGGGGAGGAAAUGACUCUCGAUCGACUGCGGACGGAGAGUCGAAGAGUCUAUCUAAAGAAACGGCAAGAGCGAGAGGUCACAUUGUUGAAGCAGUCGCUAGAGGACGAAGAAGAACUUUUUCGGAACCAAAAACUAUCGAAGGCGGAAAAGACACGAAUCGAAGUGUCGAGACAAAUUAUCAAAAUGGUCGAAAAGAACGAAAAUCAAGACGAAGACCAUCAGGACGACGGAUUUUACCGUUUGCCCGAUGAAUACGACGAAAAGGAUACCAAAGAAUCUCAAGACCAAGCGCGUUUAAGCUCGCGAUACACUGAAGAUAAGAGAGACAAAUCGGAACAGGAACUAUGGGAAGAGUCCCAAACAAGAAAGGCGGAAAUCACACACAAGAAGAAGCGAUCACAGGGAAAAGAAAAAGAAUAUGAACUUGUCUUCGAGGAUCAGAUUGAUUUCGUAAUGCAAGAGACCACCAAAGGUUACGAUAAGCGAGGGAAAAGAAAUCGAGCUAAGGGAAAAGAAAAGGUCAAACAGGAGGUCAGCAGUGAAGGAGAUUCCGAAGAAUCUCUCGAGAUCAAACCUAUUACUGAGCACGAGAAAAUUUUGGCGGGGAGAAAGAAACUCCCUGUCUUCCCGUAUAGGGAAGAAUUUUUAGCGGCUGUAAAGGAUCACCAGAUUCUUGUGCUKGUGGGAGAAACGGGAUCGGGGAAAACAACGCAGAUUCCCCAGUACCUUCACGAAAUUGGAUAUUCCGAAUUGGGAAAGAUUGGAUGUACUCAACCACGACGGGUUGCUGCCAUGAGUGUGGCUGCUCGAGUAUCGCAAGAAAUGAACGUGAAGCUGGGAAAGGAAGUUGGUUACUCCAUUCGGUUCGAAAAUUGCACCAGCGAAGCUACCAAAAUUCAGUACAUGACGGAUGGAAUGCUGCUGCGAGAAAUUCUGACAGAGCCAGACCUAGCAAGUUACUCGUGUAUGAUAAUUGACGAGGCUCACGAACGGACCUUGCACAGCGACAUUCUCUUUGGACUCGUGAAAGAUAUCGUUCGCUUCCGGACCGACUUGAAAUUGAUCAUUUCUAGUGCGACCAUGGAUGCAGAAAAAUUUUCGAAGUAUUUCGACGAUGCUAGUAUUUUUAUGAUUCCAGGGAGAAUGUUUCCGGUGGAUAUUUUUUACACGAAAUCGCCGGAAGCAGAUUAUGUCGACGCUGCGGUUGUGACGGUAUUGCAAAUCCAUGUCUCCCAGCCUCUCGGGGGUGACAUUCUUGUCUUUCUGACGGGUCAGGAAGAAAUCGAAACAGCAGCCGAAAUUCUAACGCAACGAACAAAAAAUCUAGGCUCUCGAAUCAAUGAGCUCAUGAUAUGUCCGGUUUACGCAAAUCUACCUUCUGAACAACAAGCCAAGAUAUUCGAAAAAACACCAAAGCGAGCUCGGAAGGUGGUCCUAGCUACAAACAUUGCCGAAACUUCCCUCACAAUCGAUGGCAUAUGCUAUGUCAUCGAUACUGGUUUCAACAAGCAGAAAUCGUUCAAUGCCCGGUCCGGCAUGGAAUCCCUCGUCGUCACGCCCGUCUCCCAAGCCGCGGCAAAUCAACGUGCCGGGCGGGCGGGAAGAACACAACCUGGAAAAUGCUUUCGAUUGUUCACAGCUUGGUCGUUUCAGCACGAACUCGAGCCCAAUACGGUGCCGGAAAUCUUGAGGACCAACCUAGGCAACGUAGUGCUCAUGCUGAAAAGUCUUGGAAUCAACGAUUUGAUACACUUCGAUUUUAUGGACAAACGUAAGUUGCAUACAUCUGCUGCAAUGCUUUGUUGCAUUGAUAUUCUAUCGUUGCAUGCUAAGUGUUCCUCUUUGUUGCAUUCUUUUUUCUGACGUAUUGUGCUUUGGCUCGUUUCAAUCUCCUCAUGACAUUGUCCCUUUCACCGUAUCACUUGUUUAGCUCCUGCCGAUGCUCUGAUCCGAGCGCUGGAACAGCUGUAUGCUUUGGGAGCCUUGAACGAUUUAGGCGAGCUGACAAAGCUCGGGAGGCGAAUGGCAGAAUUCCCACUGGAACCAAUGCUGAGCAAGGCGGUGAUCUGCUCCGAAGAGUACAAGUGUGUCUCCGAGGUAUUGUCCACGGUGGCGAUGCUUUCCCUAGGAGCCUCGGUCUUUUAUCGCCCCAAGGAGAAGAAAAUCAUGGCCGACACGGCGCGAAUGAAUUUUGCCAGGGGCGGUGGCGGCGACCACGCUACAUUGUUGCGUUGCUACAGAGAUUGGGCCUCUACGGAUUACAGCGACGGUUGGUGCUUCGAAAACUUUGUUCAGGUGCGAAGCAUACGCCGGGCCCGUGACAUUCGGGAGCAGUUGGAAGGUCUCUGCGAGCGGGUCGAGAUCGAUCAGAGCAUCUCGAAGCCCGACGAUAACGAUGCAUUGCUGAAGGCUAUAACCUCGGGGUUCUUCUACAACGUAGCAAAGCUGGGGAGGACGGGAGAGUACCAGACCGUCAAGCAACAACGAACGGUAUAUAUCCAUCCCAGUAGCGUUCUUGCCAAGGAAGAACAGCCGCCAUCGUGGCUAGUGUAUUUUGAGCUGGCAUUCACUACCAAAGAAUUCAUGAGGCAGGUGGCCCCGAUCGAUCCAUCGUGGCUGAUAGAAAUCGCUCCGCAUUACUAUCAGCAAAGCGAUGUCGAGGACUCAAAGAAAAAGAAACUGCCGAAAUCGAGGAGGCGUUAAUCCUUAGUUUUUUGCAUCCCGCC
Messenger RNA from Pseudo-nitzschia multistriata, 5325 nucleotides. NCBI's taxonomy places the organism in Eukaryota, Bacillariophyta, Bacillariophyceae, Bacillariales, Bacillariaceae. The record is from the annotation of a GenBank genome assembly.